AUGGUUCUUGCCAGCUCUACCACCAGCACCUUCUCCACGCUGCUCCUGCUCCUGCUGCUCUUCCACUCUGGUCUCCAAGCUCCAACCAGCAUGUUGAAUUGCUCAUCUAUUGCCAAGGAGAUUAAGGAGAAGCUCCCAAAAUCUAAACUCAAUGAUACUGAUCAACGUGCCAAUCUGAUGAAUGUGACCUUGCGGAGAGUGAACCUAAACAAAUUCCUGGAAAGCCUAGAGAGCUUUGAUGCUAAGGACAAAAUCGAAAUCGGCAUCAAGUGCAAUCUUCAGAGACUUAAGUGUUGCCUGCCUGAACCUGUGAAAGGCUCUAAGCUGACAGGUGUCUCCAGUGAAAAUCUGAAAGACUUUCAGGAGAAACUGAGAUUCUACGUGAUCCAACUUUACAAUCUGCCACCAGUGCUAACCUCUAGACCACCUCAGCCCACAUCUGGCUGUGUCACUUCUAACCCUGGAACUGAGGAAUGUUAA
Molecule: messenger RNA, 480 nt
Organism: Apodemus sylvaticus (European woodmouse)
Lineage: Eukaryota; Metazoa; Chordata; Mammalia; Rodentia; Muridae
Product: interleukin-3-like
Exons: 5
Coding region: 1-480 (159 amino acids)
Biological process (GO): immune response
Cellular component (GO): extracellular region
Molecular function (GO): interleukin-3 receptor binding; growth factor activity
Source: RefSeq, a predicted model, not a curated record